Messenger RNA from Fukomys damarensis (Damara mole-rat), 3882 nucleotides. RefSeq names its product 5'-nucleotidase, cytosolic II (gene Nt5c2). Lineage: Eukaryota; Metazoa; Chordata; Mammalia; Rodentia; Bathyergidae. Bases 80 to 1756 code for a protein of 558 amino acids. Gene Ontology annotation, biological process: IMP metabolic process; adenosine metabolic process. Gene Ontology annotation, molecular function: 5'-nucleotidase activity. The transcript has 18 exons. The record is from RefSeq and is a predicted model, not a curated record.
CUUGCAUGAAGGAAGUUUGCAGAUUGUCAUGGAGUGCUAAAGUUCUUGUCACUAGACCCAAAUUCAGCAUACAGUUAAAAUGACAACCUCCUGGAGUGAUCGAUUACAGAAUGCAGCAGAUAUGCCUGCUAAUAUGGAUAAACAUGCCCUAAAAAAGUAUCGACGAGAAGCCUAUCAUCGGGUGUUUGUGAACCGAAGUUUAGCCAUGGAAAAAAUAAAGUGUUUUGGUUUUGAUAUGGAUUAUACUCUUGCUGUGUACAAGUCCCCAGAGUACGAGUCCCUUGGCUUCGAGCUUACUGUGGAGAGGUUAGUUUCUAUUGGUUAUCCCCAGGAGCUGCUCAGCUUUGCCUAUGAUUCCACGUUCCCUACCAGAGGACUUGUCUUCGACACGCUGUAUGGAAAUCUUUUGAAAGUUGAUGCUUAUGGAAACCUGUUGGUCUGUGCACAUGGAUUUAACUUCAUAAGAGGGCCAGAAACUAGAGAGCAGUAUCCAAACAAAUUUAUCCAACGAGAUGACACUGAAAGAUUUUACAUUCUGAACACACUAUUCAAUCUGCCAGAGACCUACCUGUUGGCCUGCCUAGUAGAUUUUUUUACUAAUUGUCCCAGAUAUUCCAGCUGUGAGACAGGAUUUAAAGAUGGGGACCUGUUCAUGUCCUACCGGAGUAUGUUCCAGGAUGUGAGAGAUGCUGUUGACUGGGUCCAUUACAAGGGCUCUCUGAAGGAAAAGACAGUUGAAAAUCUUGAGAAGUACGUAGUCAAAGAUGGAAAACUGCCUUUGCUUCUGAGCCGGAUGAAAGAAGUAGGCAAAGUAUUUCUUGCCACCAACAGUGACUAUAAGUAUACAGAUAAAAUUAUGACUUACCUGUUUGACUUCCCACAUGGCCCCAAGCCCGGGAGCUCCCAUCGACCAUGGCAGUCCUAUUUUGACCUCAUCUUAGUGGAUGCACGGAAACCACUCUUUUUUGGAGAAGGCACAGUACUGCGUCAAGUGGACACUAAAACUGGCAAGCUGAAGAUUGGAACCUACACCGGCCCCUUGCAGCAUGGCAUUGUCUACUCGGGUGGCUCAUCUGAUACAAUAUGUGAUCUGUUGGGAGCCAAGGGCAAAGACAUUUUAUAUAUUGGAGAUCACAUUUUUGGAGAUAUUUUAAAAUCGAAGAAACGGCAAGGGUGGCGAACUUUCUUGGUCAUUCCUGAACUUGCACAGGAGCUACAUGUCUGGACUGACAAGAGUUCACUUUUUGAAGAACUUCAGAGCUUGGAUAUUUUCUUGGCUGAACUCUACAAGCACCUUGACAGCAGUAGUAAUGAGCGCCCAGACAUUAGUUCCAUCCAGAGACGUAUUAAGAAAGUCACACACGACAUGGAUAUGUGCUAUGGGAUGAUGGGGAGCCUGUUUCGCAGUGGCUCCCGGCAGACGCUCUUCGCCAGUCAAGUGAUGCGCUAUGCGGACCUCUAUGCUGCCUCUUUCAUCAACCUGCUGUACUACCCGUUCAGUUACCUCUUCAGAGCCGCCCACGUCCUGAUGCCUCACGAGUCCACGGUGGAACACACACACGUGGAUAUCAAUGAGAUAGAGUCGCCCCUCGCCACCCGGAACCGCACAUCUGUGGAUUUCAAGGACACAGACUACAAGCGGCACCAGCUCACAAGGUCCAUCAGCGAGAUUAAACCCCCUAACCUCUUCCCCCUGGCCCCCCAAGAAAUCACACACUGCCACGAUGAAGACGAUGAUGAGGAGGAGGAAGAAUGAGGAGCAGAGCCCACAACUGGCCACCCUAAUCGAGCACUGGCAGAACUCACAGAGCAAAGGCUGCCCUUGUUUAGGUUCUCCCAGGGAGGGUGGGGGCCCCACCAGAGGUACAUCUGGAAAGUUUGUCAAGACUUUAAAACAGCUAAUCAUAGAGACCGUUGUUUUAGUUCAUGUAUCUGUGUUGUUUUUGUGGAGUGGUUCACAGUUGCAGCGGAGUCCACUGGAAGAAAGUAAGGCUGGGCGGGUCGGCGUGCACCCAGGUGGCCCCACAUGGCCUGUGGCCGUUUUCCAGUCUCAGUCGUCAUCGGCACGUGUCUGGAUGUGCUGGGGUGGCUGGGGCUGGGCCGUGGAGCAACGAGGACCCACAAAUGCUGGUUUCAGAUUGUGCUGUUACUCCGGAACCCAGCCUUUUCAGUGCUUUACACAAUGUCGUAUACCAGUGGAGAAAUACAUUGUUUUCAUUAUCCAGUGUGGUUUCUGCUGAAGUCAAAUUUCUUCUCAUAAGCCGUCGAAUAUUCUCAUUGACUCUGGCAAGGCUGUGGCUCUGUCAAAUGCCUUUUCUGCUGCAGUGCCAAACCGGCCGGACUGCAAGGAGUCUAUCUUGAAGCAAAAAACCCAUCCUUUUUACACUUUCCUAGGUUGUGAUAGCACAGAUGUUUGUUAUCUAAAAACGUUUUUCUCAUAGUUGAAAGAAGACCGGAGCAAACUUCCAGAAAAGGGAAGAGCAAGCCUCAACUGCACAACUGCGUAAAGUGAACCUGGCUACAAUUCCAGUUCCUGCUACCCAGUUCCAAUCUCCCUUGCGUUGGGCACAGGAUAAGAGGCCAUUUGCUGUAAGCCAGACCCUUACUAUUACAGCAAAAGGCACAACCAGUGCGAAUAAGCUCACUUUGGAAUCCCAAGUGGAGUCACUUCUUGCUUUGAACAAGAAUGACUCAGCGCCAAGUGAGGGCGUUAGGAGGGGCUCCUUGCCAGUGUUGGAGUUGCUCUGAAACGUUUUCUUACAUUCUUACUGCCAGCGAUCAGCGGGAAGGUAAGACCAGCUGCUCUAGAAGGCAGUAAAGUGUAGUAUUUCUAAUACUGACUUUGACCCCUUCUAUAGCACAACCAAGUAGCCAACUGGUCUUCAAGUAGGUUUAGGUUUGGUUUAGUGACACGUUUAACAUUUUAAGGGACAUAAACAUUUUCCAAAAAUGCUAAACAUGCCCACAUCUCUUUUGGUUAAAAGAAAGUAAUCAAGAAUUGAUACAGUCUAACACGAUUAUAUCUGCAGUGCUUCAUAGACUUGAGAAUUUUUUCACAAAGUGUUUUGGCACAAGACUGAAGUGAGAUUUGAUUUGGGGGGAGUUAUGGGAAUUGAACUCGGGACCUUGCACUUGUGAGGCAGGCAGAGGAACUACUGAGAUAAAUCCCUGUCCCCUAAAAUCAGAUUUUUAAAAAAGUCAUUUUUAGAGGUAACAGACACAGAUUAGUACUUAAGUACUGUCCAUACUGCCUACGCCUGGCUGUACAUAACUCAUGGCAAGAAAUUACGUUCUGACUGGCAUCUGAGGAAUAGGCGCUCUGUUAAGAGCAGGCUAGAAGUGCUUUUGCAAGCAAUAAUGAGAUGCUACCCAUUUCAGAGUUUGUCACCCCAGUCACUAACUUUCAUCACUCAAGUGAAGAUGUUGCCCACUUUGACAAUCUUACAUUUUUUCAGUCCUAAAUUUUUAAAUGGCUUGUAACUCACGUACCUUACAGUAGUAUAUUUACAAAUAUUUUCCUUUAUAGAGCAAAGACGAAGGUGAUCACUACUUUUCAUACUUAGGUAUUCAUACGCCAACUUACUAGUCAGAUACUUCUCCACAGUGAGAUGACUCACUAGAUACACUUGAGAAGUAGAAAGCAGCACAUGGUGGAAUAAGACUCCCAUCUUUGUUCAGUUCACAGAACAGUACUGGAGCUGGGACCCAUAUGGGGCCAGAGAGCAGUGCGGUGCUGCGCACUGAGCACGUGUCCCAGGGAAUGAUGUUUCUCCCGGGCACUGGAACAGCUAUGGCUGGGCUUUUCCCAUCAUGACUUGGUAGUUUCUCUCCACUUUCAAUAAUUAAGGAAGCUAAACUUAAAACAUAUACUCUUGGUUGUUU